This is a messenger RNA of Nezara viridula (southern green stink bug), 300 nucleotides long. NCBI's taxonomy places the organism in Eukaryota, Metazoa, Arthropoda, Insecta, Hemiptera, Pentatomidae. The record is from the annotation of a GenBank genome assembly.
AUGAAAAAACGCAGUUGUCUCUGCUCAUUUUCAUAUUCCAGAAAGAGGACCAUUUGCUGGACGGCCGGACAGAGGCCACCAAGAGAGGAGAUGCAUGAUAAAAAUUUCGUGAGAUUUACCAAAAAUAUUCCAAAACUGUGGCCUCAUGUAUACGGUACCCCAGUAUCAGAGAUUGGAGCACGGACACUCCAAAAGAACGGAAUGCGGGCGUUACGUGCGGGUCACAUGGACAUACACGAUCUCCAGAACAUUUCCAAGUGUCAAGAGCGCGAGAUCAAGGUUGCGUGUUCUAGCACGUGA